Molecule: messenger RNA, 558 nt
Organism: Caenorhabditis bovis
Lineage: Eukaryota; Metazoa; Nematoda; Chromadorea; Rhabditida; Rhabditidae
Source: the annotation of a GenBank genome assembly
AUGUCGAAACGAAGCGAACUCAAACAAGAAGCCCUUCCUGAACCUUUUGAUGGUUUCAAGAAGUUCCAUACGGAUAUGAUCGCUUAUCUGUUUGCUGAUCAUGGAGAAACAUACAACAAAAAUAUGAAGAAUAUUGAAGAGGGGACGGGCCUUAAGCGCGAACAAAUUAUCUACGUGUUAAUUGGCCUUAAUUGCAUCUACUUGAUUCUGGGAAGCUGGGCGGAAUUCGUUUGCAAUCUCAUCGGAUUCGCCUAUCCCGCUUACGUUUCGGUCAAGGCAAUUCGAACAACUGAUACUGCUGAUGACACUCAAUGGCUCACAUAUUGGGCGGUUUUCGCCACCUUUGCCCUCGUCGACUUUUUCGCGAUCGGCAUUAUGAGCGUUUUCCCAUUUUACUGGGUCGUUAAGGCGGCGUUCCUGAUGUACUUGUACUUGCCGCAAACUCAAGGUGCGAAAGUGAUGUACGUGAAGGUUGUCGAUCCAUUGGUGACAUUCAUCGACACUUUCAUCGAGCCGUCGUCGCAACAAACCAAGAUAAAUGAGAAAAAGUCGGAAUAA